This is a messenger RNA of Entamoeba invadens IP1, 444 nucleotides long. RefSeq lists its product as hypothetical. The record is from RefSeq and is a predicted model, not a curated record. The transcript has a single exon. Bases 1 to 444 code for a protein of 147 amino acids. Gene Ontology annotation, molecular function: acyltransferase activity, transferring groups other than amino-acyl groups. Lineage: Eukaryota; Evosea; Mastigamoebida; Endamoebidae.
AUGCAGUGGCACUUCAAGCAGCUCGAGCAAUUAACUGGAGACGAACUGAGACAGAUCUAUGCAAUUCGAAAGGACGUCUUUUGUGAGAAAGGUGAAAAAGAUCUUGGUCACCCACCAAUGGACGAAGUAGACGAGACGUGUUACCACUCCUUUGCUUGGGACGAGAAUGGGAUUGUGUGCUACUGCAGAGUGAUUGAGGAAGAACCAAAGCUCUUCAGAAUCGCGCGUGUCCUUGUCCACAAAAACUACAGAAAGCAGGGAAAAGGACAACAACUCAUCACUCACACCUGCGAGAAAAUUCACGAAAACUUUGGAGGUGGUGUGGUGACCCUUUCUGCGCUUGAGGACAUUCACACCAUGUACCUCAAGGUGGGCUUUGAACUGACUGGGGAGAGGUGUGAAUUCAACGGAAUUCCCGCUGUUGAAAUGGUAAGGCUAGUUUGA